AUGAUUACACCUCGCCCCAACCUACGUCUUUUCUCCGCGCUCCGCUCCCCCUUAGCCGCACGCCGCUUUGCGACCGAGUCGCGGUUAACCUCGGACCAUGUCCGCAUCGUUGAAGUCGGCGCCCGAGAUGGCCUGCAGAAUGAGAAAAAGUCCAUCUCAAAGGAAACAAAGCUCGAAUUGAUCAGAAGGUUAGCCAAGACAGGCGUGACGACCAUUGAGGCUGGCUCAUUUGUCCCUGCCAAAUGGGUACCACAGAUGGCAAGCACAGCUGAGAUCUGUGAGCAUCUACUCACAAAACCCCCACCAGCACAGUCUACCAUUGCAUACAACUACCUAGUACCCAACAUCAAAGGCCUGGAGGGCUUGGUCAAGGUCAUGGAGCAGACGGGAGUGCCUGCAGAUGCGGGGGCAGAGACGUCGGAGGCCGCUACAACAACUGAAGUAUCACUUUUCGCGGCAGCAACAGAAGCUUUUUCCAAGGCCAACACCAACUGCACCAUUGACGAGUCCCUCGAACGAAUUAAACCAAUUGUCGCAUUAGCAAAGACAAAGAACAUCCGGGUGCGAGGAUAUGUCUCUGUCGCACUUGGUUGCCCCUACGAGGGCCCCGACGUUAGCCCUGUCAAGGUUGCUGAAAUCACCGCCACUCUGUUGGAAAUGGGAGCGGAUGAAGUUUCGGUGGCCGACACCACUGGUAUGGGGACCGCUCCACGCACCAUGGAGCUCCUUCAGGCGCUCAAGGCUGCUGGUAUUGCUAAUACGGACCUGGCAUUGCACUUCCAUGAUACCUACGGCCAGGCAUUGGUGAACACGAUCGUCGGGUUGGAGCAUGGUGUCCGCAUCUUCGAUAGUAGCGUGGGCGGCCUUGGUGGUUGCCCGUACUCGAAAGGUGCUACUGGGAAUGUGGCGACCGAGGACCUCGUACACACUAUUCACAGCUUGGGAAUGCAUACCGGCAUCAGCCUGGAGGAGAUGUCCAAGGUUGGAUCCUGGAUUAGCGGCGAGUUGGGACGAGCUAAUGACAGCCGGGCCGGAAAGGCUACGCUUGCUCGUCUUGCAGCUGAGAAAGCGAAGCUUUGA
Messenger RNA from Penicillium olsonii, 1080 nucleotides. The record is from the annotation of a GenBank genome assembly. NCBI's taxonomy places the organism in Eukaryota, Fungi, Ascomycota, Eurotiomycetes, Eurotiales, Aspergillaceae.